AAUUACUUUUUUACAUUUCAUUACUUUUUAUUCUCUGUAUCUUUGGUUAUUUUCUUUUUAUAACAAGCUGAAGAAAAAGGAUAACAAUUUAGGACACUGGUUGUCCUGUCAGGCUGAACUUUGACAUUGGAACAAGGAAAAACCGGAGGUUAGUCAUUACAAAAGACAUCACAACUGGAGUUAGGAUCUUAUGGCAUCAUUUUUACAGGAGUGUUUGUUCUGUUUGCUUCCAUCCGUGUUAUUGUUCCUGGUGUUUCUGGCUCUCCGUCGGCCAAGACUUCGUUACUGGAUGAAACUCGCUGUCAGGGCUGCAAGCUGGAGACUUUGGACCGUUAUUUGUCUGAUCCUGGAGCUGCCGUUACACAGGAAUACAAGAAUAUGGAGCCAAGAGGUAAAAUCAACCGAGAACGAUGUGUUUUCAGGGUCAAAUCAAAUGUCAAAUGGACGCAGAUUUAUCUGCAAACCCACUGCACUGGCCAAAUACCUGCUGCAGCACUGUGGCUCUCUGGCCAGCUCCAAACUGGCCGGCUGGCCCAGGGGAGACCCCCACCUGCAGACUCUGACCAGUCUGCUGCUGUGGGCACAACACACAGACACCAUGCAGUUUACUAGAGACCACCUCCUGCUGAGGGACGGGGGGGUCGUAGCUCUGGACUGGGCUGUGGGGACCAGACUCGGCGAGGAAGUGUCGAGGAAGAGGUGGGAGGUGAAGAAGGAGCACCAGUCGUGGAGGAAGGUGCUCGGGUGCUUCACCUCUACCCCUCCCGUCCUUCUCCUCGUCCCUCAGUCCUGGGGAGGGAUGAGCCCCCACCUGAAGCUGCUCUGCCAGCAGGCCAUGCGGCAGGGCUUCUACGUGGUGGUGUUCCACCAUCGGGGCACGGAGGGGGCCCCGCUGGCCACCACUCGACUCACCGAGUUCGGAGACCCAGCUGAUCUGGAGCAGGCCGUGUCUUACGUCCACAGCCGGCACCCGUCCUCGGUGCUGCUGGCCGUGAGUGAGGGCUCCGGCUCGGGGGCCCUGCUCUCCUACCUGGGGGAGUUCGGCUCCAGCACUCACCUGACCGCAGCUGCAGCCAUCUCCCCUGUGCUGCUGGGACAGCUGUGGCUGGAACAAGCCAUGCCUCCCAUUUACCGCUGGGGGGCGCUGUUUCACCGGAAAAUGCAGCUCAGCAGGUAUGCAGAUUCGCUCAGAGGAGUGAUGGAUGUGGACCGGGCCCUCGGCUGUUCAUCCCUCAGGGACUUUGAAGAAGCACUGUUCUGCUCUUCUGCCCAGCACCAGCAGGGCUCUUCUCCAUCCCAAGAAAGCGCUCAGAAGCUCGGCUCUCGCACCCCGGGGGGCCUGGCCCCCCCAGUGGCCUGGGCACUGGGAGAAAGGGCGUUCCCGGCCAGGAACUGGGAGAGCUACUGGGGCAGGAAUGAACCUCUGAGAGACGGAGACGAGGUGGCGGUGCCGGUGCUCUGCAUCUGCAGCAGCGAUGACCCCCUCCUACCCCCUGCUUCCACCCUCCCCCUGUCCCUUUUCCAGAGCAAUCCUUACUUCCUGCUAAUGUUGACGGACAGAGGGGGCCACUGCGGAUUCAGGCUGGAGGGCCCUGAGCAGUCAGACGACGGGAGAACACUAAAUGGAGAAGAGUACGGAGGUGUCUGGAGUCACACCGCAGUCCUGGAGUACUUCAGAGUGGUGGCUGAUUUCCUGAAAGAUGGGGUGCGAAGUGGGCUGAGUUGGAAAGGCCCCACAGAUAAUAGUGAGGCCUUGCAGAGGAGCAGGACGAACGCGAUGACACCUCCUCUUCCUCGGAGGAGGAGGAGAGGCAACAUGAUGAGGAGGCUGAGAGCCCCUGAGCAGAGCCCUGUGGACGAGGCCGAGGGAGGGAACUUCACCUGGAAGAGAUCCUACACACGCUGAGCUGGGGAGAGGGAUACACAUGUGCAGUCAUCAUUUCAUUUUGUCAUUUCUUUUUUUUUUUUUAGAUUUCCAACCUUGCCUGCAAAAUGUUUUCAUGUGUAAAAAUUAACAAAAUAAUAAUUUGAAUAAAUUCAGGAUUUUAUUGAAGUGGAAAGAAAAUUUAGCAAAGAAUAUCCAUUUCAAUUUGAUGCCAGCUAAACAAAUAAAACA
Messenger RNA from Cololabis saira (Pacific saury), 2116 nucleotides. RefSeq names its product protein ABHD15. The transcript is spliced from 3 exons. The record is from RefSeq and is a predicted model, not a curated record. Gene Ontology annotation, molecular function: short-chain carboxylesterase activity; monoacylglycerol lipase activity. The coding region runs from base 191 to 1906 and encodes 571 amino acids. NCBI's taxonomy places the organism in Eukaryota, Metazoa, Chordata, Actinopteri, Beloniformes, Belonidae.